GCGACUUCCUUUGAACGUGUCGGGGGCGGGGCAUGUCGUAAAGCGUCGUGAAGGUGCUUCCCUCGGGUCUUCAGACGCCGCGCUUUGCGGCGCUGGCUCCGCUGAGCUGAAGAUGUCGGCUGCGAGCCGGGAGGAGCGCUCUGGUCCUCCCGGCAGCUUCGCGAAGCGGGUCCUGGUGACCGGGGGUGCUGGUUUCAUUGCGUCCCAUGUGAUUGUCUCCUUAGUAGAAGAUUAUCCCAACUAUAUGAUCAUAAAUCUAGACAAGCUGGAUUACUGUGCAAGCUUGAAGAAUCUGGAACCAGUCUCAAACAAGCAAAACUACAAGUUUAUACAGGGUGACAUUUGCAAUUCUCACUUUGUGAAGUUGCUGUUUGAAGUGGAGAAAAUAGAUAUAGUACUACAUUUUGCUGCACAGACACAUGUAGAUCUUUCAUUUGUCCGUGCCUUUGAGUUUACAUACGUCAAUGUUUAUGGUACUCAUGUUUUGGUAAAUGCUGCUUAUGAAGCUGGAGUGGAGAAAUUUAUUUACGUCAGCACAGAUGAAGUUUAUGGAGGCAGUCUCGAUCAGGAGUUUGAUGAAUCAUCACCCAAACAACCUACAAACCCUUAUGCUUCAUCCAAAGCAGCUGCUGAAUGUUUUGUGCAGUCUUACUGGGAAAGAUACAAGUUCCCAGUUGUCAUCACAAGAAGCAGUAAUGUCUAUGGACCACAUCAGUAUCCAGAAAAGGUUAUUCCAAAGUUCAUAUCCUUGCUGCAGCACGACAGGAAGUGCUGUAUUCAUGGAUCAGGACUGCAAAGAAGAAACUUCCUUUAUGCUGCUGAUGUGGUAGAAGCCUUCCUCACUGUCCUCACAAAGGGAGAGCCAGGCGAAAUCUACAACAUCGGGACCAACUUUGAGAUGUCGGUCGUCCAGCUUGCGAAAGAGUUAAUACAGCUGAUCAAAGAGACUAAUUCAGAGUCUGAAACGGAGAGCUGGGUGGACUACGUGAGUGACAGGCCUCACAAUGACAUGAGAUAUCCAAUGAAGUCUGAAAAAAUUCACAGUUUAGGAUGGAAGCCCAAAGUGCCAUGGGAAGAAGGAAUAAAGAAAACAGUUGAGUGGUACCGAAAGAAUUUUCACAACUGGAAGAAUGCAGAAAAGGCAUUAGAGCCCUUUCCAGUCCAGCCACCGUUUAUGUAACUGCCAGUUGCAGAGACGAGGACAUCAUCCUACCUCAGCCUGUGAGGUGAAUCAAGUGCCUAAAACAAGUGCCAUCUUCUCUCCUGGGCUGCGCGGGAUGCCCUCAGCACUGGGUGGGAUACAGAGUCUUCAGCAGUUUCAGAUUGGUCCAGAAUUCACUGUGGAGGUCCCCUUGGCCAACUUCUACACCUCAGGCAGUGGUCCAGCAGGAGCAUUGGACGUGGGCAGGACAGGGCCCUGGCUCUGAGAACAAAGGCAGGAAGUGGUACUUCGUGGCUGGCAUCCUGGGCUGCGUUGGACUUCUGGCUCCCAGCCUUCGUCAGUACAUGCUGGUCUCAGAUUUCCUGUCCUGACUAUAUUUUCUAUGGUCUGAUGAUGUGAAAAUUGAAGAAAAUGGAAGAGUAUCUUGCACUUUUAAACUUUUAAUAAUUGUAUAAAAUUAAGUUAAAUGGAUUUUAAAGGUAAAAUGUAAAUUUCUUACAUUUUUAAAAUCAGUUGUUGAUUUUAUAUAACCCGUAUCAGAAAUUUUAUCAUGUAUCUACAAUUUACAAUGGUUUUAUUUAUGAAAGUGUCAAUAUAUUUUAAUAUAUUAAAUGCAGAUUGUGGCUUUUUUUA
Mus pahari (shrew mouse) is the source of this 1795-nucleotide messenger RNA. RefSeq names its product TDP-glucose 4,6-dehydratase (gene Tgds). The transcript has 12 exons. Gene Ontology annotation, biological process: nucleotide-sugar metabolic process. Lineage: Eukaryota; Metazoa; Chordata; Mammalia; Rodentia; Muridae. Gene Ontology annotation, molecular function: dTDP-glucose 4,6-dehydratase activity. The coding region runs from base 113 to 1180 and encodes 355 amino acids. The record is from RefSeq and is a predicted model, not a curated record.